CAUAAUUCACACCCAUUAAUCAUUACCAGUCGGAGAGUGAGAGAUUAAAAAUGAAGUCCAUCCCCUCAAAAAUGGUCAAGCUUCUAAUACUAGCACUAGUAGGAUCAUCAUGUCUUUCAGUCCUUUGUGCUGCAGAAGAUUUUGAUUUCUUCUACUUUGUUCAGCAGUGGCCAGGAUCAUUCUGUGAUACACAGAAAAGUUGCUGCUAUCCAACCACAGGGAAGCCUGCAGCAGAUUUUGGGAUUCAUGGGCUCUGGCCAAAUUACAAGGAUGGUUCAUACCCCUCAAACUGUGAUCCAAACAACCCCUUUGAUCAAUCUCAGGUUUCAGAUUUAAUUAGCAGUAUGCAAGAAGAAUGGCCAACACUAGCAUGCCCUAGCAGCAGCGGGAUUGCGUUCUGGACACACGAGUGGGAAAAACAUGGAACCUGCUCCGAGUCUGCCAUUAACCAACAUAGUUACUUUGCAGCAGGUCUUGACCUCAAGAAGAAGGCCAACCUCCUCCAAGCUCUUCAAAGUGCAGGUAUUAAACCCAACGGCGAGUCUUAUACCCUGGCGGACAUCAAGGGGGCACUGAAAGAUGCAAUUGGGUACACUCCAUAUAUCGAGUGCAACGUUGAUCAGUCCGGCAACAGCCAACUUUACCAGGUCUACUUGUGCGUGGACACUAAUGGCUCUGACCUCAUUGAGUGCCCAGUUUUUCCCCAUGGGAAAUGUGGUUCAAGCAUCGAGUUUCCUACCUUCUAGAGUAUUCGAUCUUAUAAAUAUAAUGUAGAUCGAGAGAUCCAUCGAUGAUGACUUGAAGCAUUCAAGUAUUUGUUAACUACUUUCAUGUUUCAUAAUUCACUGAUUGUGAGCAAUUUCAAGUACUGUACGCUUUCCUGUUGUGGUCAUAAGUGAUAACCAUUUGGUGCUAUAGUCUCUA
Rosa rugosa (rugosa rose) is the source of this 924-nucleotide messenger RNA. Its product is annotated as extracellular ribonuclease LE-like. Gene Ontology annotation, biological process: RNA catabolic process. The transcript has 3 exons. The coding region runs from base 51 to 746 and encodes 231 amino acids. Gene Ontology annotation, cellular component: extracellular region. Lineage: Eukaryota; Viridiplantae; Streptophyta; Magnoliopsida; Rosales; Rosaceae. The record is from RefSeq and is a predicted model, not a curated record. Gene Ontology annotation, molecular function: ribonuclease T2 activity; RNA binding.